Messenger RNA from Babesia ovata, 582 nucleotides. Its product is annotated as zinc finger C2HC5-type domain-containing protein. Lineage: Eukaryota; Apicomplexa; Aconoidasida; Piroplasmida; Babesiidae. Gene Ontology annotation, biological process: regulation of DNA-templated transcription. Gene Ontology annotation, molecular function: zinc ion binding. Gene Ontology annotation, cellular component: nucleus. The record is from RefSeq and is a predicted model, not a curated record. The coding region runs from base 1 to 582 and encodes 193 amino acids. The transcript is spliced from 4 exons.
AUGGAAACCGCGCCAAAGGGCCUGGUAGUAUAUCGCAAAAAAGAGUUGACCGAUGACGGCUUUUACAGCGUCGCUCGCAAACCCUCAAAAAAGGAAGCCAAGGUCGAAGGUGCCAAACAAAAGGGAGCCGACAAAACCGACGUAGCCAAAGAGCGGAAGGCAUGCGGUUGCGGCGGGAGCUGGCACAAGUGCUUCAGCAACUGUAUGGGAUGCGGACGCAUCCUCUGCGUCAAUGAAGGCGAAGGCCCAUGUUUUCACUGCGGAACCCACGUAUUCUCUGCAUCUGAGCUCCACAAAGUCCCCAAGGAGCACGCUGAAGAUCCUGAAUUCCAGCAGGCUAUGGAAUUGCGCAAAAGGUUAUUAGCUCUCGACUCUGAUUACUCAAAUGAAGCUCUGAAGGUACACGACUUGCACACCGACUGGUUCCGCGAAGCCAACAGCGUCUACAACGAGAACGCUGCAUAUGCAUUGGAGCAGUAUUACAAAGAGGAGGCCGCGAAACGCGAAGAAGCUGAAAUACGACGUUAUGACCUCGACCUCGGUUCCGGCACAAUCGCAAGUGCGGCACCUCGCAAGAAGUAA